This is a messenger RNA of Amaranthus tricolor (Joseph's coat), 4724 nucleotides long. Its product is annotated as meiosis-specific protein ASY3-like. The transcript is spliced from 10 exons. The coding region runs from base 702 to 3188 and encodes 828 amino acids. The record is from RefSeq and is a predicted model, not a curated record. NCBI's taxonomy places the organism in Eukaryota, Viridiplantae, Streptophyta, Magnoliopsida, Caryophyllales, Amaranthaceae. Gene Ontology annotation, biological process: meiotic cell cycle.
AACUUUUAAUUGCGCAUUCAUGAUGUGUACAUGCAUGAUUAAAUUAAGUGGGGUUGUAAGGUAAAUAUUACAAGUUCCAUGCAAAAAAUAAUAUUAGAAUUAAGAUUUACAUUUUAAUAAUUCAAACUGUGAUAUAUUAGUUUAAUAUCUACCUCUUUUUUGAUUAUGGGCAUUUUUAUUAGAGUAUAUGCUAAAUACUAAUAAAUACUCUAUAUUUUGUAUCUUUUUUAAUGUUGUUUUGAUCAAAACUAUGAAAAAAGUUUUUGUAACAUAUUUUUUAAAAGAAAAAAAGUUUCAUUUCAUAGCAAUAUUUUCUCCUUGAUUAAACACAAAUUAAAUUAAUGAGAUAUUUUUAAUAUGAGAUAAAAUUGAGAGAAUUAAAUCUUGGCGUCAGCCCAAACAAUUUUCAACCCAAUACUCUUUUUACUUAAAACAAAAUCCUAUUCUUUUCUACUUUUGAAAACAGCAGCAUGUACCAUUUGAAGUUUCAAUGCUGGCGGGAACAACCAGAUAAGCAGAAUAAGCUACAAGGAAAAUUGAACUUCUACGAACACAGUUUCAUUUCGAUCACCAUUUCUGCUUGAAAAUCUAUCUACUUUCUUUCUAAUUCCAGCUAAAUUUAUGUUUUCGUUGAACAAACGCGAUUAAUUCCUUGCAGAUUACGACUUUAUCGUGCACUAUUCGAUCAAGGUUAGGGUAGGAUGAGUUGUUAUAUUAGCUCUGGGUGUAAUAAUCAACCAUGUAGUCAAUCUCAGAAGGUGUCGAUUGGGAUAGUUGUUGAUUCAGUUGCGAAAUCUCAUCGCGAUUAUAUGAAAGAUGCACAAAAUCAUUGUGAUCAGAGAAAAGUGAAGGCUUCUACUUCUACUAUGACUAAAUGUGGAAAUGAUGUUGAUGGUUCUGUGAGGGUUUCAACUGCAUUGUUCGGUACUAAGUUGGAAAUGAAAAGGUCUGGUUAUGGUGUAAACCCUACAUCUAGACCAGCUUCUAGUAGUUUAUAUGUAGAGAAACCAACACGUAUAACACAGUCCUUUACGAAUCAAGCAAUGCCGGAAUGUGGUAUUGGCAACAAGACAGAAGGUCAUCCAACUUCUGAGAAAGAAAAUGAACGGGUAUUUAUGGAAGAUAAACCUCAGAAAUUUUCAGGUGCACCUAACCUGCAAGUUUGCUACGAAGGCAACGAAAUGGAGGAUAGAAGCAGGGAAACAUUGAGGAUGAAGUUGCGUGAGAUAUUGGGAACUGGUGACAAGAUGUUUGGUGAUCGAAAGACUCCUGAAGUAGAUAUGAAUGCGAUGACGAAGAAGGAAACUGAAAAGGGUAAAACCAAUUUCAAGCCGUGGCAGAAUUCUGAUACUAUAGAAACUGAUUCGGAGAAUGCAGACUCGAAGUUUAGGAAACCUGUGACUCGUUCUCUUACCAGGAGGGCCACAUUGGCUAAGAAGCAACCAAGGAACAUAAAGACCAAGUCUAUAUCACGUGAAAAAGGACAUGUGAGCGCUAAUAUCUUCUCUUUUGCUGAAAAAUCUACAAUUUCUACGCCUUGUUCUGUUAAACGAGUCUGCUUGAUAGCUGAGAAAAAUGACUCCAAACAGAGUUUUGGAAUCAAUGCAUGGGGCAAGUUAUUUUCUGUAAAAAACUUGAGAAACAUCAUGCCUGAGAUGAAUGGGUGUGAAAACGCACAGCCAGCUGAGGAAUUAGGUGGUAGUGGUAUAAAACCUGCUAAGCAUGCUGGUCUUGAUGGGAAUUUUGAACCUGAAGAUGCUUAUCAGGACUUAACUUUUGGCCGCUCUCCUGUCACCAGAGAGACAAGUCAGUUUCCCUUGCCAGCACCACAGGGAAAGUUGGAGCAUCUUGAACAAUUUCGAGUCCACAUUGAUGAUGCUUUGAACCAAUUCCCAGUGCAAAAUGCGGCUGAUUCAAACCAUUCUCCUGUGCACAAUGUGGAUAAAUUGAACCAAUUUUUAGUGCACAAUGUUAAUGAUUUGAACCAAUCCCCGGCGCAAAAUGUGACUGAUUUGAACCAUUCUCCAGUGUACAAUGUGGAUAAAUUGAACCAACUUCCCGUGCACAAUGUUGAUGAUUUGAACCAAUCCCCAGUGCAAAAUGUAACUGAUCUGAACCAUUCUCCAGUGCACAAUGUGGAUGAUUUGAACCAAUCUCCAGUCCACCAUGUUAAUAAUUCAAACAGUCAGAGGUUUAAUGUGACAACAGAUGCACUAUACUCUCCCAUGUAUUCAUUGACAAAUGAUAAGAAGGGUUUCCAUGAAUCUAUGCAACAAGAGGGAGGAGCAGGUCUUAAAGAUAAAUGUUGUACUCCUAGUACAUCAUCAGAGACGGAGAUUUCUGAAUGUUCUGAUGAUGCGGAGAAACUUGAAGACAUCCCAUCUAGUACCUUAAAUCCAUCCUCAGAAGAAAACAAUGCUGGAAAUCAGCUGUGUACACCGAUGAGAAGAGAGCUUGAUAGCACUGAGGAAGUUUCAUCUGCUAUGAAAGAAAUAGAUGAUGUCCACGCUUCUCCAGAGAUCAGAUUUGUGGGAAAGCAUAUGCUUUUCCACAGCAAACGGCAACACAACCAUGGUGUUGACUUUGAUGAUCUGAGUCCCACCUUGACUCCAAAAUUGAGUCGAUAUGUUGAUGAUGAGUUGAUGGGCUGUGAAGAAAGUCAAGAGGACGGAAUGGAAAGAGUGGUUUCUUUGCUAGGUUUGGCUUUAGAAAAGAUUAAGAACAAAGUGAUGUCAGUGACAAACAGAAAAUGCUCAGAGAUACUGGUGUCUGCUGUCGAAGAAAUACAUUCGGAACUACAAAGUGUUGAUUCUCAAAUUCAGACUGAUUUAGGAAAACUGACAGACAUCAAAACUGCUAAAAGAAAACAAUUGGAGACAAGACUUCAAGAACAAACAGAACACUUGACAGCUAUGCAUGAAAAGUUCAAAGAAGAGAUUAGCCACUACCUUCACGAUUGCCAAGGUGCUAUGGAAGGGAUGAAGGAAUAUCAUUUCGAAUUACAAGGAGCUAUUAAAAAGCAAAAGACAUUACAUAGGAAGCUUCUUUUGCAAACGGAAGCAGCAGUAGAGACACAUCUCAGUGAUGCACAAAGACAGAUCAAGUUUGUUCGUAAGUUGGGAAAGCAGAAGAUGGAGCAGUUGCAAGUCGUCAUUGCAGAAUGUCUGAAAGAUCAAAUCACCUAUUGACUAGUGAACUACGUAUAUCUUGUGUAAAAUAGCUGGAUAUCUUCUCAUGCUGGGGCAUAUUGUAAGCUUUUUUCUGAACUGUUCAAAUGUGCUAUGCCCUGCUCUUGUUUUUUCUGCUCGUGGCUCGAACUUCCUGUUAACAUUUACACUAAUGCUAUGUAAGGGAAGAAAAUGGAGUGAAAGGAAAAUAGGGAAAAUGGAGGAUAUUUUCUUCAUUUGGAGGGAAGAAAAUUAGAGGGGAGAACUUUGCAAACAAAUCUUCGAACAUUCAAAAAUUUUGGAAGGAAAAAAAAUGUCCAAAUAUACACUAAAAUGUUUUUUGAAUUAAUUGGAGUAGGUAUGAUUUUAAAUUUUUUAGGGUCAGGCAAAUAAUUUAUGGUCCAGUCUUAAAAAAUUAUAAGCAAAAUCUCAAAAAAAAAAACUGAUAAAAUUUUUUAUAAAGUCGAGUUAGACUUAACCCUUUCUAUUUAAUAUGUAGUCCAUCCAGAUGUUGAGGCCCAUGGGAAAAUUCACAUCACAUUUUCUAGAUGUAAGAAACUAAGUUUUAGAUGAUUUGAAGAAUCAUAGAAGUUCAAUUCUCAUUUUCUAUAUAAAUGAUUAUUUUCCUUUUCUUCCCUCUACAAGAAUUCAUCUUACCCCAUAAUCAAUUUAGAUAGACAAAUCAAUGAUAAUUAUUGAUAAAGAUAUUAGGUAAUGACAUGUAAGCCCAUUUUUAAGCAUAAUCGAAAUAAUAAGCAGAAAAUAAAUAAGGUAGAAGGAUCAUGAGUUAAAUAUUAGUUAAAAAAAUUUCUUCGACCUCUAUGAUAAAAAUUUUAUUAUUUGUCCAUACACGCCUAUAAAAAUUAUCUUACACCUUAAUAAAUCAAUAAUAGUUAUCAAUAAAGAUAUUGGAUCUUGACAUGUUAUAUAUACCCCAUUUUUAUAACCUUAAUCAAUAUGAUGAGUGGAAAACAAUGUAACAUAGCAUCAACCAAUGUAAUAAUCACUAAUGAAAUUCUAUUCUUUAUUUGGAUUCUCUUUAUUUGUAUGGGCAUAAAUAUGAGUUGUAUGUAACCUACACCUCAAACUUUCUGUCUCAGCGUAAAUUAAUAGCAUAAUAUGCUAAUUAAUUUUUAUGUCACAUCAUUCAUGUGAUAAAUAAACAAAGACAAAAAUACAAAUGCUCACAAACAAAGUUAGCCACUUGUUCUUCUCGAAUAAAAACCAAAUAUUAUUCCAUUCCAUAUAGAAAUUAAUUAAUUCAGCACGUAGCUAAUAAUAUAAUCCUAAUUCGAGUUAAAUAUAUAAUCAAAUCAACAAAGAUAUAUUUUCUAUCUAUUUAUUAAUAUCUUAUUCAAUACUUAUAAUGUAGUAAAAUUAAAAGAACCGAUAAAAAAUCUAAUAACAUUGUAAGCAUAAAUAUAAAGUAAUAUACUCCCACUAUUAUUAUAGUACUAGUAGUAUUAAAGAGCUUAAUUAUAUUCAAAGGUGUCAUUGUGACCGUCCAUUUAGAAUGUGCAUGAAACAUGUGAGUCAAAUAUUCUAGGCCCGCUAUUC